Messenger RNA from Chelmon rostratus (copperband butterflyfish), 1219 nucleotides. Its product is annotated as F-box/WD repeat-containing protein 7-like. The transcript has 6 exons. NCBI's taxonomy places the organism in Eukaryota, Metazoa, Chordata, Actinopteri, Chaetodontiformes, Chaetodontidae. The record is from RefSeq and is a predicted model, not a curated record. Bases 767 to 1219 code for a protein of 150 amino acids.
AGACGAACAAACCUGGCGGUUGUUGAAGAGGCUGUGAAAGGCAAAUCACCCACAACUGACACGCCGUUUGGUCUCAGUGGAUGUGUUUUCCCACUGUUAAUGGUCGGAGGAAGUCAUAUGUCACCCAGUGAAGUAACAGAGUCACGGGAUCGACCAACACUCGUGAAUUUGGCAGAACAGCUAACGUUAGCGGUGUUUUACUAGCCAGCUAACAUUACACGAACUUGGCUUGUAGAUUGCCUUGCAGCGGCUAGUUAGCAGGUCUUGCUAACGUGCUAGCUUCUGUUCGUUAGGAGCACACACUGAGUGCUGCUGGUGGGAAACCAAGAAACGAAGAAGGAGCGUUUAACCUCACCGGACCCUGUAGCGUUAGCUUCUUCAAGCUCCAAAGGAUAUCACGGUUUGGAUAACGUAGGACGACCAAAAGGAAUCGUACGAGAGGCCUGUUUGUUAUCUCAACAUUUCUGAGCCUCCCACCUUCCACCUUCGCUGCCCCUGGCUCAGUCGGUGGCUCAGCAUCACUUCAAAGGGGGAAGGUCUGUGGAGCUGCAGAUAACACGCUGUACCCCCAAGCACCGGCAGGCUUUUCCAGAGCCCCUACACAGUCCCUCGACUGACAGAAAGGAUCAACCCUUAGAGCGGGACCUGGAGUGGAGAAGACCAAUUGUGGCCCGAACAAAGACGAACAGAGAGAACUAAUGCCAAGCCCUUCUCCUCCUCAGACAGCCUAGCGAAGGUCCAGGAGGUAGCAAGCUGGCUUUUGGAAAUGAACCAGGAUCUGCUGUCGGGGGGCAGCAGCAGCAGGCGGAGUCGAGGGCCGGGGGGUCCGGCGGUGCGAGGUAACGCCUCCUCCACGGCCCGGGCACCUCAGCAGGCAGCAGAGGAGGGUGAUGAGGAUGAGCACAUGAACCGGGUAGUUGAGGAGGAAGAGCAGCUGCAGCAAAGGCCUGAGGCGUCGCAGGUUGAUGGCGAGAGAGAACCACCGUGGGCGCCAAGCGAUUCGGGAGCCAGCAACGGCCCUCGGGGAGAGGAGGAAGGGGAAGAAGACGAAGAGGGCCCUCCAAACGAAGUGAACGGAGGAGAGAAAGGAGCCCGAUGGAUGUGGGGGGCAGAGCAGAGGCGGCUGCGAGGCCAGCCGCUGGGCGAAGAGGACGAGGAGGAGGAGGAAGAGGAGGAGAACAAUAACAGCAGCAGGAACAUCAGACUUCUGCAGUUCUGA